GAGAUUUCUUUGCAAGGAAAAUGUCGGAGCUAAAGUUCAUUGCCGAAAUUUUAAGUCAAGUUAUGGAUAUUUUAACAUGCAUAGACGGGACCCAUACUAAUUGGGAUUUAGCGUCGGCGGCCUCUAAGUUUCGUAAGUGCCAAAAUAAUAAUACGAAUUCUAGCGGAAAUAGGCCAGAUUUUGUCGUUCAAAACUAUUCGGGUUAUGAGCUUUUCGCCCUCGAAGUAGCCGGAGGACCUACACACAAUGAUCAAGUAAAAAUGGAAAACGAUAGUACAAAAAUUGGUAGACAAAUGCAAAAUGGUCUCAAUUACAUAUCCAUGAAGGAGGCUAAUAUGGGACGCCCAAUGCCAGCAAAUUUACAAAUUUUCGGUGCCUCAUCAAGAAAAUUUGAGAUCCAAUUCAAAAAGAUGACCCGAGUUGGGAACUAUGUUCUUAUGAAAAAUGUAUUUGUGGCAGAAAUACCAACUAAUAUUGUAGAGUAUCCUAAGCUUAAGGAUCUAAUCGGAAAAUUGAUAACUAUUUCGAAUCUUGUAGAUUCCAGCUUGAAAAUUCUGCAAAGAAAUUCUGAAGCAAUUACCACCUCCCCUAGAUCCUAUAUACCUAUUCCAUGCCAACGUUCCCCUCAGAAUAAUAAAUCUAAGGUUACGAACAACAACCGUAAAAAUGAAAGACAAUAG
Racocetra persica is the source of this 680-nucleotide messenger RNA. The record is from the annotation of a GenBank genome assembly. NCBI's taxonomy places the organism in Eukaryota, Fungi, Glomeromycota, Glomeromycetes, Diversisporales, Gigasporaceae.